ACGUCUUCUAACGCGAUGCGAGGUGAACAAACCCUUUUCGGCUUGUUGGAAUGAACAAGGACCCCGAUGCUGCCCACCUAUUGCAACCGGCUGUCCCAAGCCUUUACGUUCUCUUUACGUGAAUGCUCUUGGCUCCCCCAACUUGCUGCCAAUCUUUGCAGACUCUCGCUUCCUUUCUUCCCUGUGAGCGUCUAUUCUGCAUUGCCAGCCAGCGCCACCGCAAUGGGGGCACUCAUUGUACAGCCCGGAACUACAACGGACCGAGCCUUGGUGAAUUGGAGUAGCCUAGACUUAUACCCUUCGCAUCUCUCUGAUGAUGAUCAGCCCAAACCGCCUCCCAGAGAUGGUGUGCUCGAGCCCAUCAAUCGCGAGUUAGGCAACAGACGCAACAAGCGCAUGGAAUGCACGACAGCCUUCUUCUUGCAUACAUGACCCGGCAUGUAACCCACUGGAACACGCCUGUGCUUCACCGAUAUUAUUCGCAUUGCCCAUGCACAGUUACUGGAACCUGGACUUAACGGACGCGACUGGAAUUAACGGCAAAUACCCUGGUGACGUCGCUCGUCUUACUCCAACAUGCAUCCCAGCCUUGCGGUCUAUCGCCCUGAUUCAGAGCCUGAUAGCUCGUUCCCAGAGAGGCACUUGGACGACCCGAGGGACUCCCCUUCAGAAUGGCCUGGCCAGCAGGAUAUCGCACAUUUUCCUCCCAUCAAUCUUGACUUUGCGGAAGCUGGUCUGUCGAAGAUAGAGAAUUUCGAGUCAAAUAGCACAUCUCUGUGGCCACAAGGAUGGAUGAACCAACAACGCUCGUUGCUUCAUCGUCAGCAAAUUUCUAUUCACACCGGAUCGAUCGAGUUACCCAUAUUACAUUCUUCCUUUCGGCAGACAACUUCCCCUGUUCAAGCCGAAUGGGACCUAUUUCGUGCGUCUUCAGAACAGUUCCCCGGGCAUUUUCAAUGGAACGCCCCCCCACGACGGUCAACCACCGAGGAAGAUUCCGAUUCCAAUCAAAGUCAGCACGACAGUCUUGAAGAAUUCUGCCCGCCUCUGUCAACAUGGAACGCCACACACAAAGCCAGGCGACGAAGUGCACAUCGUAUCACCAAACCCACUAGAUUGCCUGUCGUGCCAGUCGUUCCUCAAACUAUCAUGUCCGACAGACAACCCAACGAAUCAAGCCCAGAUCUGUUCGAUUUCACGAGCACCAAUAUUUUUUGUGCUCAGCCGAGUCAUGAUCCUAUGGUUUUGAACCAUGGAAAUGGUGCCACAAACUUCGCCUUACCUCAAGGCGAGGAGUUCACUGCGGAGAAGGUCCAUUCGAAGCGCAUCGCACACAAAAUAUCCGAGAAGACACGGCGGAAUCGGUUGACACUUGCAAUACGAGAGAUUCAGAAGCUCCUACCUUCGGAAAGUGAUCGGGACGACAUGCUACUACCAGCCAAUGAGCUGCUUAUCCGGCCAGGCGUCCCGAGCAGCAAGCUAGAUGUGGUCGAGAUGGCUAUUGGUUUUAUCAGAAAGCUCAAGGAAGAGAAUGUCGGCAUGACAAAGAAGCUGCGGGAACUUGAACAGAAGUCAGCACAAAAGUGUCGAUGUCAGAAGGAGGAACAUGGCCAGGAAAAGACCCCGCCGGUGGAGGAGCCAGAAGAUCAAGCGAAAGAGUAGUGGUCAUCUUUAUAUCAGAUCCACAACGGUGCGGCUAAGCGCAUCGUGGCUUGAUGAGGUUUUGAAUGUCAUGAGUCCAGUAUACCACGACGGA
Messenger RNA from Podospora pseudopauciseta, 1756 nucleotides. RefSeq lists its product as uncharacterized. The coding region runs from base 577 to 1662 and encodes 361 amino acids. Lineage: Eukaryota; Fungi; Ascomycota; Sordariomycetes; Sordariales; Podosporaceae. The record is from RefSeq and is a predicted model, not a curated record. The transcript has 2 exons. Gene Ontology annotation, molecular function: protein dimerization activity.